Messenger RNA from Malassezia japonica, 1233 nucleotides. RefSeq lists its product as uncharacterized. The record is from RefSeq and is a predicted model, not a curated record. The transcript is spliced from 2 exons. Bases 1 to 1233 code for a protein of 410 amino acids. Lineage: Eukaryota; Fungi; Basidiomycota; Malasseziomycetes; Malasseziales; Malasseziaceae.
AUGGCCGUGCUCAAUUCCGUGCUCGAGGCGAUUGUGACGGUUUUGUGUUUGCUAGAGACGCACCGCGCGCUCGUGCAUGCGCCGACACCGCGGCGCGCUCGUACAAGGGUUGCACACGACUGGGGGCGCUCGGACGUGAGGACCGAGCGCGGCGAAGUGCGGCGCGUCGGGUCGUUGCAGCGCCGCGCGCGCAUUGCCGAGGCGCUUUGUACGCUGGGUGUAUGGUCGGCAUACUUGUGCGUGCGGCCGCUCAUUACGGGCGUGCUGGCGUGGUUCAUUCCGUUUUGCUCGACGAUCCAGAUGGUAUGGCUCUUGUGGAUGCUUGCAAACCACCGGAGCGCGUCGUACCUGUUGUUUGCGCACGGCAUACGGCCGGUGCUGCGGCGGCACGAGGCGUGGGUGGAUAGCGCAACGCUAUGGGUGCAUGGUCUCUUGCUGUUCCUUGCCAGGGUCGCGGGGCUCGUCGUGCAAAAGAGCACGCCAGAGUGCGUCAAGCGGGGAUUGCAACGAGGCACCGAAUGGGGCGCCACGGUCUAUGCCUACGUGCAAGGAGCGUGGCAGAGACAAAGUGAACAGGGUCAGGCACCAAUAACACCCAAGCGUGCCAAGACGCAAUCAAAGGGCGCGCCAACACCAGGCCAAGGCAAGACGCCCAAGGUGCCUGGCUUGCCGAGUGCACGGCGUGUACGUGCGUCCGAGUCUGUCUCGCUCGACAGCCCCCGCCCCACGCCUCGCACCAAGCGCAGCCUCCGCCAAGCAUCGCCCACGCAAGAACACCGCCUCGGCGAGUCGCUUCGCGAUCGUGCACCGAGUCCCCCACGCAAGCGGCGCACACGCCGCGCCGACCCCGUCGAGCCUGUCGCGGAGCCUGAGCACGAGCCACCGCCCGCUGAUCACUCUGAGCCAAAAGACGCGCUGAAACGCCCGCAUGCUAGCGAGCCGCCGAGCGACACGCCUUUAUCUACCCAGCCAAAACGUGCGCGGCGCUCUACGCAGAGUGCGCGCCGUGUCGCUGCCUCGCCGAGCGACGCGCCCCGGCCGCUCGAGACACGUCGUCCCAGCACACGCGCCCAGACGUCGCGGCGCACGCUCUCGCAGACCUCGCUGCUCCCGCGCCCGAUGCGCCCGUCGACCGACGGCACCUCCGACCUUCCCGCGCCACGCCGCAGUACCCGCGUCGAGGCGGCGCACUCCGAUACCCCCGUUCCCCACACCUCGCGCCGUGCUCCGUAG